AUGGUGAACACUAAUAGGACUCACGUAUUGAAGCCUUUGUUGCUUGGCCUGGUGAUGGUAAUUACUGGAUCGGUUAAUACUAUCGUUGCAAAGUGGACUGACAGCAUGAAAGUUGAUAGUAAACAUUUCAAUCAUCCAUUCGUUCAGGCAAUUUGUGCGUUUAUUGGUGAACUAUCAUGCUUAUUUGUCUACUUCAUUGCACGUUACAUUCAAAAACUAUAUGGUGAUGAAGACAGUGGAUGCGACACAUCUAUUCUUACAGGACGAAAUUCCUUGAGAUUUAAUCCUUGGGUCUUCGCGGUACCAGCAUUUUGUGAUGUUCUUGCGACUUCGAUAAUGUAUAUCAGUAUAAACCUUACGCAGGCUUCAUCUUUCCAAAUGCUUAGAGGUGCCGUAAUAAUAUUCACUGGUCUUUUUUCGGUUGCUUUCUUAAGAUCAAAUCUACAAGGUUUCCGUUGGCUAGGUAUGGGCUUUAUUACUAUUGGUCUCGCUAUCGUUGGAGUGAGCGAUAUUAUUUUCGAUGAAAACUCCAAACAUGAUAUCAAUGGAAUUAUUACAGGCGAUUUGCUGAUCAUUAUUGCUCAAAUCAUAGUAGCACUUCAAAUGGUUAUUGAACAAAAAAUCAUCUCUGAAUAUAAUUCACCACCUUUACUUGCGGUUGGUCUGGAAGGUCUCUUCGGCGUAGCAAUUUUGACAUUUUUGCUGUUUCCAAUGUAUUAUAUAAAAGUGCCAUCCAUUCUUUCAACAAAUCCUUAUCAUCGGUUGGAAGACAUAUUCGACGCAUUUAGAGAAAUAAAAAGCAACCCGUGGAUUGGAUUUGCUUUGCUGCUUACUAUGAUUAGCAUUGCAUUUUUCAAUUUUGCUGGCAUUUCUGUCACCAAGGAACUGUCAGCAACGACAAGGAUGGUGCUUGACAGCGUUCGAAUACUGUUAAUUUGGCUAGUGUCAAUUCCAUUUUUUAAUGAACACUUCAUUCCUUUGCAGCUACUCGGGUUUGCACUGCUCAUUCUUGGAAUGUUUGUUUAUAACGACAUCUUUUUUGGACCUUAUUUACGCCAAAAAAUAUUACCUCUUAUCAGGAAUAAUAAGUUGGCUGGUUGCUGUAUAUCAUUCUGGGGAAUCGACUUAAUUACUGCUGAUGGCAGUGCACUAAUCGAAGAUAAUAAUGAAUAA
Cercopithifilaria johnstoni is the source of this 1173-nucleotide messenger RNA. The record is from the annotation of a GenBank genome assembly. Lineage: Eukaryota; Metazoa; Nematoda; Chromadorea; Rhabditida; Onchocercidae.